GAGGGUGAGAAAAAAAAUCGUAUAAAAGGCGAGAGAAAAGGCGAAGGGAAAUCAGUCGAGGGAGCAUCUUCGACACGGCAACAACUACAGCGCUCUGUCUGUCAGUUCGCAUCCAUGGCAAACUAUGGCGUAGUGCUGCUGUUGUGUGUUGAAUCAUUGAUGGCUGGGUUGACCACUGGUGUAGCGAUGUCUCCUUGGUAUGGCGGAUACCAAACUGCAACGCCACCGCCUUACUACCCAAAAGCGACUUACGCAACGACCAGUUACUGCACCGAGGUCUUCAAGUACUACACCGUUAAAGCACCGGACUUGAAUAGCACAACUUACGCUGCCCCGAGCCACUACACUGACGGCGUGAAGUAUUACUGUGCCCCGAGUUACUACACCACCAAGGCGACGGAGGAUGACUACGCAUGCUGCCCCAUCCUCCGAGGCUCAUACACCGAGGCUCCUAAGUAUUACUCUGUUCUCAUCUACAUAUUGUACCGAUUUUCAAUACUACUCUGUUCCCAACUGCUACACCAAGGCUCCCGCUGAUUACUACACCGAAGCGGCAA
Daphnia pulex (common water flea) is the source of this 557-nucleotide messenger RNA. RefSeq lists its product as uncharacterized. Bases 115 to 537 code for a protein of 140 amino acids. The record is from RefSeq and is a predicted model, not a curated record. The transcript has 2 exons. NCBI's taxonomy places the organism in Eukaryota, Metazoa, Arthropoda, Branchiopoda, Diplostraca, Daphniidae.